GCAGCUGUGUUAGACUUGCUGCUGCUAGCUGUGUCGCUGCCUGACAGCUGAAACUGUUUCUCUCCCACCCCCUCGAUGGAGUGGGUUUAUUUAUUGCAGCUGAGAGAAGGGUAUUUUUCAGGCAGGGCUGGAGGCUGCUGAGAAGGAAACUGCUGUGCACUGGACUCUGCCUGGCAUUUCAGCCUGUGACUCAGCAGGCUGCGCAGCCACCCUGCUCGGGAAUCGGGCUCUGCUCUGGGGAGGAGCCCCCCCCCCCCCCCGCCCCACUCCGCUCUGCUCGGGUGGCUGAGAAGAUAACAGUCUGAUCUAGGCCUUCCUCUCAGCACAGCUCCGGGACCACCAGGCCUGCCCACGGACUCUGCUUGCUGUGGCAUUGGCAGGCACCGACGCCACCCAGGGCCCACUGACGCGGCAGUGAGCGCCUGGGAACAUGUCCCACGAGAAGAGCUUCCUGGUGUCGGGCGAUGGCUUCCCCAGUCCAAGCCCUGCCUUCCCUGGGCAGCAGCCAACUGCCCCGCCAGCCUAUGCACAGCCCCCCUACCCGGCAGCACCCUAUCCACAGCCCCAGUUCCAGCCAGGACCUUACAACCAGCCGGGCUUUCCGCAGGGCCCGUACCCUCAAGGGCCUGGGCCAUACCCACCGGCCCCAUACGCUCAGGGGCCAUAUCCAUCGGCAGGCGCGUAUCCUCAGGGGCCGUAUCCAUCAGGGCCGUAUAUGCAGCCGCCAUAUGCCCAGCCACAGCCCAUAGUCUCAGAGGACCAAGGCUAUGGAAUGAGCCCUGUCCAUGUGCCCUGGAGACUUGGCACCAUGGCCACCAGAGUUGCUCCGCUGCACAGUAACUACCAUGAGGACGGGCCGCCCUCAUACUACGACAACCAGGACUUCCCCAUCAACCACUGGGACGACAAGAGUAUCCGCCAGGCGUUCAUCCGCAAGGUGUUCCUGGUGCUGACCGUCCAGCUGAGCGUGACCUUGGCCUUCGUGGCCAUCUUCACCUUUGUGAAUGGCAUGAAGGACUUUGUGAGGCGCAACGUCUGGAUGUACUACAUCUCCUAUGCCGUCUUCUUCAUCUCGCUGAUUGUGCUGAGCUGCUGUGGGGAGUUCCGUCGCAAGUACCCCUGGAACCUGGUCGCCCUGUCCAUCCUGACUGUCAGCCUCUCCUACAUGGUGGGGAUGAUCGCCAGCUUCCACAAAACGGACGCCGUCAUCAUGGCCGUGGGCAUCACAGCCAUCGUCUGCUUCACCAUUGUCCUCUUCUCCCUUCAGACCAAGUAUGACUUCACUUCCUGCCGGGGCGUGCUGAUCGUCUGCCUGGUGGUGCUGAUCCUCUUCUCCAUCCUGUGUAUCUUCAUCCGGAACAGUAUCAUGAACAUUGUCUACGCCUCGCUGGGAGCCCUGCUCUUCACCUGUUUCCUAGCGGUGGACACUCAGAUGCUCCUGGGGAACAAGCAGCUGGCCCUGAGCCCAGAGGAGUACGUUUUCGCCGCCCUCAACCUCUACACGGAUAUUAUCCAGAUCUUCCUCUACAUCCUGGCCAUCAUCGGCCGGGCCAAGGACUAGCAAGUGCACGUCCGCUGCUGUGGAGAGUAGAGUAACCUCCUGUCCCUGUGCCAGCCCCAGCUCACUGUGUCACUGCACCCACCCCAGCCCUGCUCCCCCAUAGCCAUUUGGUAUGGUAUUUUCAUGGCAUCUCGUUGUUGAUUCUCGUGUUCUAGUUAUUUUGACCCAUGGUCCCCUCACCAGCUCUUCGGGAAGGACAGUGGGGCUGGGGGCAGCUGAGCUUCAGUGGGCUCAUGGUUUUGGAAGGACUUGCCCUGGGCCCUCCUUGGGGUGAGGGACGCUCUCCAUCCUUCGGCAGCUGCGUGGGGCUGGGUGCACAGGGGGCAGGGUGGGAGUGUAUAAAUUGCUUUGCUCUGCACCAUGUCAGGAGCUGCUGUCUUGCUUCAGGGAAUGUCGCUGCCUCGUUGUGUCCCAAGCAUGCUGCUCCCGCCCUCUGGCAGCCCCCAUCCUCCACCACGGACGUGCCCAGCUCCCUGGCAGCCAGGGGCAGCUUUUUGGCCACCACUGCUCCUCUGAGCUGUCACUAGCCAGCUGUGUCCCUAGCCUCCCAGUGGUGAAUGGAUUGAACCCCCCCGCCCUGUCCCCUGUCCCCAGGGAGCUCUCUGGCCCCACGUGCUGCACUCUAGUGGCAGUGCUGCCUCACGCAGGCAGAUCAGGCCUUCAAAGGCAGGCUCCAUUAGCGCCUGGCCCUGGAUAUCUGGCAUGCUGGGCGGUGCCUCCCAAGCGCAGCUCUGGCCAGGCCUGGCAGCGCCUGCCUGCAUUCCCUGUUGGAGACCCUGAACCAGUGGUGGUGGUGUUCAGCUGAGUGCACGCUGCUCCCUGGUGUGCAGCCCCCUUGAGAAUGCUUCCCGAGGCGCUAUGCGUGGCUGGCCCAGGGCUGAGCGCAGGGAUCUGCCCAGUUUCCCUCCCACAAGCACCUGAUGGGGGCUGCGUCACGGCCCUGCCUUUCCUUUCCAUGCAGCCCAACUCCCUCCUGCUUCGGGCGCCGGAGGGCUGGGUCCCGGGGUCCCUGUUGUUCUGUAUGUGACUGGCUGCUGCUGUUAAUAAAGCUCUGUUUAGAUGUGAGA
Molecule: messenger RNA, 2628 nt
Organism: Chelonoidis abingdonii (Abingdon island giant tortoise)
Lineage: Eukaryota; Metazoa; Chordata; Testudines; Testudinidae
Source: RefSeq, a predicted model, not a curated record